CAGGAUGUUUAUGGAGUGGCAUUCCUAUUCGGGAUGAAGAGAAGUCAGGAGGGAGACCCUAAACUUGGCUGCAGAGAAAGGAAGAAGGAAGAACAUUAUCCCCUGAGCGCUACAGAGCCUGAGCUGAGGAUCCAGGGAGGAGAUAAGGAUUAAGCUGCACUUUUGUGUGUCUUCAUUAAUGGGAUACAGGUUUUCAAAAGGAGACGGAGAAGAAAAAAACCCCAAAAAACUGGAAAGUUGGAGCCAAAGCCAACCAAGAUGGGAUUUAAGAAUUUCAAGGAUCUGAGAAUCAUGACCUCUGGACGCUUUCAUGCCUUUCUUCUCCUGCUGUUCUGUGUGCUCCAACGCUCUGAGCAAACCUGCCCUUCUGUCUGUCUCUGCAUAUCGGACACAGUGAGCUGUAGUGCUGCUGGUCUGAAUAGGCUGCCCCGCUCCCUGCCCUCCUUUCCCACUAAUCUUGACCUCAGCCACAACCACCUGACCUGGCUGGGCCCAAAAAGCUUCUACGUGAUGCCCAGGCUGGAAAAGCUCUGGAUGGCCCACAAUGAAAUCCGUAACCUAAGCCAUAACGUGUUCAGCAAUGUCUCCAGUCUCAGGGUGCUGGAUUUGUCCUCUAACAAGCUUCAGAUAGUGGAGCGACACCACUUCCAGGGGCUGUGGAGGCUGGAAGAGCUCCGUCUCUUCAACAACAAGAUCUCUCAAGUGGAGGCUGGCACGUUUAUCGGUCUAAGUAGCUUGAAAAAGGUUUAUUUGAGCUUCAAUCACAUUACAGACUUCCCAUUCUUCUCCAUCCAGGAUCACACUCAUCCUUUCUUGGCUAUGCUGGACCUGUCAUCCAACCGGAUGUCAAGCCUGCUAUGGGAGGAUGUAAAAGCUUUGCCCAGGCUGGUGCAGCAGGGGCUGUACAUUCACAACAACUCUCUCAUCUGCAACUGCUCCAUGUACAGCGUUUUUUGGCACUGGAAUCUAAGGAACUACGAUUCCAUUAGAGACUUUGCAGAUGAGCACUUCUGCAAUGUUAAUGGGGACCCUCGGACAUCCCUCCAGUUCCUUCAUAACAACCGGUUCUUCAAGAACUGCACUGUGGAAAAACCUGUAAUGCAGCCUGUGGUGGAUCUCCUCUCCGACGUGGUCAUCUAUGAGGGCGACAGGGCGCAUCUGGACUGCCUAACGUCCCUCACCAGCAAAGACCUAUCAUUUAGCUGGCUCUACCCACGCAGUGGCAUAAAUGACACAUUGAUCAGCAUGUUUCCUAAUGGCACCUUAGAGAUCCAAGCAGCCAUGGUCAAUGACUCAGGUAUAUAUCUUUGCACCGCUGUGGAUGUCAAACAAGGGCUGAAUGCAACACGUGAGGUGAAUGUGACUGUGCUGUUGCCUGCAGCAGUGCCAUUCAACACUGGUUACACAACACUGCUAUGCUGUUCUGUGACUUUGGUCCUCAUCUUCGCCUACCUCUUCCUGACUCCAUGCCAAUGUGGUUUCUGCAAAAAUCCUCCAGCAGCCUACAGCCAAGGCACCUUGUCAUGUAUUUUUUCGUGCUUCAGAAGACAGCAACCCAAUGGUGGAACUUUGAGGCAUGUUGCCUUUACGGAGCAACUGAUGGGUGAAGAAAGAGCAGGACAGAUACCUCAAAGCUCACAAUAGACUUUUUCUCUUUUUUGCUUCUUUUGUCAGUAAUAACAGAUAUUUGAUUAAACUUCUUACAUGGAGUUGAGAUGUCAUUUGAGGUAAAAUGCUGAAAGGGAAAAAAAGCCUCCAGUGUCUCCUUUUCAACAACCAGAAGAAAAGGAAAUCAAUUUUCUGUUUGAAUUCUUUUUUGUUCAAUGACUAGCUAGUCAAUAAAAAAGGUUUCAACAGGGGUUUAUUAUCCUUACCAUGGAGCUUUUAUCAGCCUUACAAAUCAGCUAAUAACUUCUCCUUUACACCAAGCUGCAGCUGUAGGAGGAGUAUUUUUUUCUUGAAUGAAUGAAUCUGACUCACUUCUCACAUUAAGUGUUUAGAGUGUAUUAAAACUCCUUCAAUACGGUGCAGCUGAAUUGUUGUGAGGACAG
Molecule: messenger RNA, 2051 nt
Organism: Cyprinodon variegatus (sheepshead minnow)
Lineage: Eukaryota; Metazoa; Chordata; Actinopteri; Cyprinodontiformes; Cyprinodontidae
Product: amphoterin-induced protein 3-like
Exons: 2
Coding region: 259-1644 (461 amino acids)
Molecular function (GO): protein binding
Source: RefSeq, a predicted model, not a curated record